Messenger RNA from Suillus discolor, 486 nucleotides. RefSeq lists its product as uncharacterized. The record is from RefSeq and is a predicted model, not a curated record. The transcript is spliced from 3 exons. Bases 1 to 486 code for a protein of 161 amino acids. NCBI's taxonomy places the organism in Eukaryota, Fungi, Basidiomycota, Agaricomycetes, Boletales, Suillaceae.
AUGAGUUCUGUCACUGCCCAUGCACUCGUUACCAUCAUCCAAGCAAUUGCAGAUGGUGGCCAGACCAUUCCGUCAGCAGCCGUUCACCCUGGACAGAAAGAUCACACAGCCGAUUGUGAUGUUGAAGACAAUGCUGAUGAGGGAGCUGAGGCUACUCCAGCCUCCACCACCACUCCACCGCUCUCCUCCACCACACUGGCACCCGAUAUCGGCAUUGGGACCAACGCAGACUUAGUUGGGCUUCCGCCCAGAUCAGUUUCGUAUAAAGGGUUCCCAUACGAGAUUCCGGAUCUGUCUGCUGAAGGGCCCUUCUACUGCGUGAUUAAAGGCAAACGUGUUGGAGUUUUGGCCACUUGGGAAGACACUUCUCCCCAAGUCACGGGGGUCAGUGGUGCUAUCCAUAGCCGCUGUCCGUCAGUUGAAGUAGGCGUUGCACGGAUCCAUGCAGCCAUUGAACGCAAUAAUUGUCAGUACUUGGGGGCGUGA